GAAGGAAUGGACUGCUGAGUGGAACCUUUCCUCCUAUCGCUUCUUAUAACAGGGGGAUUGAAGCCGAAGGCAGUUAAUCAAAAUGCCUGAGGAGAUGGCGGAUGGUGGGAGGAAGCUUGUAACGCUCGACGACCUCAUCGAUGCCCUGGAUAAGCGCGAGAGGGCGCCGAGCAAUGUCCCGAAGGUUGAUACUUUCCACUUCAAGGGAGAACGGGUGUCUGACUGGCUGGACCUGACGGAGCAAGCACUGGUGGGGCUGUCGGACAAGGUCAAGCUCCAGGACAUGAUGCAGAGAAAGUACAGGUUGGGGGAUGGGUUGCUGACCAUGGCGGACUUGGAAGCCAUGAACAAGGAUGACUUCUCCACGAUUGGGGCGUUUGUGCACGAGUUUAAAAGGAAGGUGCGGAAGGUGCACGGGAUCUCCAAAGAAACCCAGUGUGCCAUAUUUUUGGGUCUGCUUACUGGCUCGGAGGCCUCAGAGCUGACGGGUCACGGAGGGGGAAAUGAGAAACUCACCUGGGCCACUAUCGACAAAGGGGUGGAAGAGGGGAGCCUGGACCAGGUGGAGCAGCACCAGGUGCGGCUGCAAAGGCGCAAGAGAAAGGAAAGGGACGCCACCGCGUCCGGGAUCCCAAGGGUGAAGAGGAUCAUCACGGACGUAUUGGCAGCGCUGAGGUAUGAUAAUGAGGCGGAACUGCAAAAGAGGGGAAUGACCGUAGCCCAACGCCGGGCGUCGGGGGCAGUGGAAGAGGAGGCUAGGCGCGAGGACUAUGGCGGAGAAGAGACGGGCUCCCAGAUCCUAACCAAGGCCCAGAGAAAGCAGCGGAAUUUACAAGUGGGGGGUCAAGGAUCCGGAAAAGGGCAGGUCCCGCAAGCGAUUGCAGCGCCGCCACCUGUUGCCACGACAACGUCAGCGACGGUUGGACCGUCAUGUAUGGGGCCGCCGCCGGCUUGUGGGCAUUGGGUUUCGCACUGUCAGCCUACAUCCUGGCCCAGUUGUAAUCACUGCACCUCGUGCGGGGGUAGUCAAACCCAGCCAGGGAAAAUGGUCCCUUAUGCGGGCUCACCGGCAAGUAUGGGGCCCCCGAACUACCCUGCGGCCCAGGGUCAGUUUGUGGCCCAACCACCUCCCUCCCAACAGGCCUCGCAGGUCAGCGUGGCCGGGGGAGGAAACCAAGGACAAGGCGGACAAGGCAAUGGAGGCCGAAGUCAAGGGGGUCGAGGAGGUGGUGGCCGGGGCCGAGGAGGAAAUGGUGGGGAUCGCGGAGGUGGUUGGAAUGAUCAAAGGGGCCAGGACCAAGGUGGUCGAGGCAGCCAGGGAGGGGGCCAAGGGUAUGGGAGGCCCCGCUUUGAUUGGCGAAAUGCCACCUACUGGCAUUGUGGCGAUGUAGGCCACACGGUGCGGUUCUGCGAGCGGCGGCGGGAGGAUGAAUUGUCAGGGUUAAUCUCCUAUUGUAUGGACGAGGACAUAAAUGAUAAGUGGGGUGAGCAUAUUGACCCCAGGACCCCGGGAGGAAUCAGGCAAGAGGAUCUCCGGCGAGCAGCAGUAGGGCCCACAGCACCCCCAGCGAUGUUUAGGAUGUGGCAAGAGAAGGAAGAGCCGACCGUAAGGGUCGAGGAGAUUAUGGGGGAUAACGAGGAGGUCAACCAGCGGCUAAAGGCAGGGGCUAUAAGGGAGGAGCCAAUAGUCGUCGAAUCGGAUGAUGAGGGGCAGGAAGGCGAAGGAGAGCCGGCUACACUCCUCCUGGGAAGGAUGAAAGAUCUGCUGGAAAAGAAGUGCACUGGGAUGGUGGACACGGGCGCAGAAAUGAAUAUCAUCAGAGAGAAGGAGGCGGUGAUGAUAGGCAUGGAGAUCGACCGCUCGGACCAUGGCAUGCUGCAUGGCGCCAACUGCAAGGCCGCUUUUUGCGGCACGGCGUCUAAUGUGAUUAUAGAGAUUGGGAAGGUGCGAGCCAGGACGUGCUUUUUCGUCAUGCCCGAUGUCGAUCAUCCCAUCCUUCUGGGAAGGUCGUUCCUGUGUCGAACGGAGAUGUUGAUUUUUAAUAAGCACGACGGGACAAUGAUCCUGCUCCUAUGCGACCCAGCGUGCGGGAACUACGAAGUUGUCACUUGCCGAAACACGGGGCCGAGGAGCGGGAGGAAUAGGCCCAAUCUCGGGUCAUUCAUCUUCGAGGAAUCAGAGAACGAGCGAAGACGGCUUUGGGAAGUGCCCGAGGAGGAAGAUAAGGCUGAGGUGUUGACACUGAGCCUCACAGAUGUGAACAAGGCAAUGGAGGAGGUAUCGGCUCACGACAUGGCAGAUCCGGAGGCCAUUAGUAAGGCAUUGAGGGAACAGGUUUUUGAGAACCCUCAGGUGGGGGAGGUGGAGUUGGUAUUUUGGAGGAGCUUCGUGAAGGACUUUGCCACGAAGACGGAGCAUUUAAGGAAGUUGGUGCGCCAGGAUCAAGAAUGGGUCUGGGGUGAAGACCAGGAAGAGGCGGUCGGUAGGAUGAAAGGAGAGUUUAAGGAAGGAGGUUUGGUAUUGGGAGCGCCAAACUAUGAGGCCACGGAGGAAAGACCAUUCGUCAUUGAGACGGACGCUGGGCCAACUGCCCUGGGAGGAGUCCUGAUUCAGGCAGAUACUGAGGGGAAGGAGAGGCCGCUAAGAUUCGAAAGUCGCACCCUCAAUACAACUGAGAGGAACUACUCUCAGUUCAAGAAGGAAACGUUGGCGGUACUUCAUUGCCUAAGGACCUUCCGGAACUAUGUUUUUGGCAGGAGGCUCAUCCUGAGGGUGGACCCUAGUGCACUUGCAUGUUCCCUGAAGAAUUAUACUCCAUCUGACCCAACCGUCGCAAGAUGGUUGACCUAUAUUUGGAUGUUUAAUUUCAAGCUGGAAAGGAUUUCAGGGAACAAGAAAAGGGCAGAUGGGUUAAGCCGCAUCAACUGGGACGGAUCGGAUGAGGAAUCGAUAGAAGACACGCCGCCAGUUGAUGGGUUUUUUUAUCAAGAGGAGGACGUCCGCCUGCACAUAAACGAAUGGUCUCUGCGAGUGCCCAGUUGCGUCAGUCACCCCAUAUGGCUGGCGCUAAAGGGGUACGAGCAGAAGGAAGAGUUAGUCCUCAAGCCCUUUGAGGAGGAGGAUCCGUGGGGAAGUAAAGAUGUUGGUUGGAUGAUGAAGUUGGCGUUGGCAGGUACGCACAGUCUGGUGGAGGAAGUGAGGGCAAUAGAGGAAGGCCUCACUCAGGUAGAGGAGCAUGACCAGCUAAUGGGAGGGAUGUACCUGCUCACCAAUACGCUCCUACAAGGAGACUUUGACCGGAAGGGCUCGUUCAGUCAUGCAGAAGGUGAGAUUUUGGUUCCUGAAAGCCGGGACGACGAAUUCGAGGAAGGAGAAAUCAAGGAGGCGUUUCGGGCAGAGGAGUACGAUGGGAUCUACCGGGAAUUGGGGUUGCUCCUAUCAUGUGAGAUGAGGGAUAGAGAUGCAAGUGCCAAGGCACAGAAGAUGAGGCACCUUUAUGUGGUGGAGCCAGAGGGGGGCGAGAAGGCGGGGGCACCUACUACUGUGGCGCCGCAACUAACUGAGUCUACAGGUGCACGCAUGGAUGUGGAGGUGCUGACAUCCGGGGAACCUCCGCCAGGACCGCCACCCGCAGAGGAGGGGACAAAUGAGGGAGAUCCAUUGCGAGAGGGUCACGAGGCGAGGAUAGGGAGGCCACCGGGGGAGACGAAAGAAGAGAAGCGUGCAAGGGUGCAGGGGAGUGCAAGAUUGGACGAGGCACGAGAGACUGAGGACAUGGGAUUUUCAGCCGCCAGGAUGGAGAUGGAGCGUACAGACAGGAGGAUAGAGAACCAGGCGUGGAGGAACCGCAUGGAAGCCAAGGAGGCGGAGUGGGAGAAGAGGCUUCAGGACAUGGCGGCGAUAGUAGAAAGGCUCUCGACCACUAAGGCGGUCGACUGGACGGAGCAGAGUCGGUAUGGUAUCCAGGGGAAGAAGGUACAGGGGCUCUUUGGCCAGGAAGGAACGACGGAGACGCCACAGCAAGAGGGAAUGGCGAAGGUAUUCCUGGACCCAGCAGAGGCGGCAGCGAGGCGGGAGGCCAAGGAGAGGAGGUUCAGCUUCAGGACUCCCACGGAGUUGGCCUCACAGUAGGCCACCCCUAUGACGAUUGGGAUCCCUGAAGGCGAGCCGGUGCAGGGCCCCCAAC
Messenger RNA from Chara braunii, 4187 nucleotides. The record is from the annotation of a GenBank genome assembly. NCBI's taxonomy places the organism in Eukaryota, Viridiplantae, Streptophyta, Charophyceae, Charales, Characeae.